Papilio xuthus (Asian swallowtail) is the source of this 789-nucleotide messenger RNA. Its product is annotated as heat shock factor-binding protein 1. Gene Ontology annotation, biological process: cellular heat acclimation. Gene Ontology annotation, molecular function: transcription corepressor activity. The transcript has 2 exons. The record is from RefSeq and is a predicted model, not a curated record. Lineage: Eukaryota; Metazoa; Arthropoda; Insecta; Lepidoptera; Papilionidae. Gene Ontology annotation, cellular component: nucleus; cytosol. Bases 346 to 597 code for a protein of 83 amino acids.
AGUUGUCAAAUGUCAACCAGUCGAACUUGAAUUGGUUUUGUAAUUUGUAUUGGCUUUUCUAUUCAUUGCGUUUGCGUUGUUGCUCGGUAACUUUAGUGAUUUACCAUUUCAAAUAGGACAUUUGAGAAAUACUCGGUGUCGGUCGACUUUGUACGAAUACGAACGUUUUAUGUUGUUAAAGUGGUAAAAAGUUUUUGGGAAUCAUCAACAGUAAAUUGUGCAGACAGCCGAUAAAUUAAUAAAAGAAUAAUUGUACCGUACUUAAUAUUACUUGGUGAUAACCAUAAAUAACUUAAUUUGCAAUUUGAUUUAACAUCGAACAUUUGGAAUAAGUAAAAUUUAAAUAUGGCAGAAAACAAUCCAGACUCAAUUCCUUCAGAUGUAGAAAACACUUAUACCACACCAGCAAACGAUCCUAAAAACAUGCAGGAGGUUACGCAGUAUGUCCAGACUCUGCUGCAAACAAUGCAGGAUAAGUUCCAAAGCAUGUCAGAUCAAAUAAUAAACAGAAUAGAUGAAAUGGGCACUAGAGUUGAUGAAUUAGAGAAAAAUAUCACUGAUCUUAUGACUCAAGCCGGAGUUGAAAAUGAGAAGUAGUACGGUAACACAUACAUCUAGUAUAGUUAUAUGUUACACCCAAAGAUACCCUGUGCCUGGAUUUUAAAUCAUAUAGAUAAAAAUGAAAACACACAAUCUUUUGUAAUGCUAUUGAACUAGUUUAAAAAUAAUUCAUAUGUAAUACAGAGUAAUGCUAUGUGGCAGAACUACUAGAUUUGCCACAAAAAAAAA